Molecule: messenger RNA, 2832 nt
Organism: Volvox carteri f. nagariensis
Lineage: Eukaryota; Viridiplantae; Chlorophyta; Chlorophyceae; Chlamydomonadales; Volvocaceae
Exons: 10
Coding region: 1-2832 (943 amino acids)
Biological process (GO): protein phosphorylation
Molecular function (GO): ATP binding; protein kinase activity
Source: RefSeq, a predicted model, not a curated record
AUGUCUGUGCCCUGCUUCUGUUGGCGCUGGUGUCAAACGGCUACCUCCGCUUCACCCUGGGGAACCGCUGAGAACGAGGGCGUUGCAGAGAACGCUACCCGCCGCCUGCAUACGGCCUCCUCGACCACGCUGCCGGCCGCGAGCACGAGCUAUGGAGCAACGCCGACAGGAACUGCCAUGACCUGCGACCGGCCCACACCUCAAAGCAGCGUGCUGGCCCAGUCGGUUUCGCUGCGACAGCCGGCAUCACUGCCAUCUACUGCCGAAGCAGCGCCGCAGUACACUGGUACACCCCCUUCGCCGUUCGAGUCCCGGGAAAUGUCCUCUGACCCAAGAGAACGCACCCUAGCCCAUCAGGACGCCCUCAGCUCGGCAGCCGCCGCGGCGGCUGCGGCAGCCGCCGCUGCUGCAACCUUCAACCAGUUGCGAAGCCUGCUGCCCCUCCACGGCGAGCUCACCCAGCUGUCAUGGAUUGGCAGCGGCUCUGGAGGCCGCGUGUAUGGGGGUCUGUGGCGUGGCAGUCCCGUGGCAGUCAAGAUUUUGGUCAGCAAUACCCCGGACGAAGUACGGGAGAAUGUACGGGAGGCGCUCCUGAAUCGCGUCGCCUCGCACCCUCAUAUGGCGCUAAAAUCUCUGGGGUCUGAAGGCCUCCCCGGCGAAGUGGGCCUUUUGGAGCAGCAGCCGCAGGUAUUGCUGGAGGAAGGGGAGGUGCAUGAACGGCAAGAGGAGCAACACGACGAGCAUCAUCAGCAACAGCAGCGCAGAUCGGGUCGCGGGCUGGGAACCACAUCUCGCUCAUCCACGGUCUCUACGACAGCAAACGGCGCCAUGCCGUCCAUCAGCCCCGCCGCCGCCACCGUCACGGUCAGUACUGCGGCGGCGACCACAGCCUUGUUCAACGAGUCUGCCGGAGACGGGGCGCCGCGACAGGGCGCUGCCGAAGCCGCCAGAGAUGAUGACAGGCCCACUUCUCCAUCACUGGCAGGGCCACGCGGACGGACCCCCCGUGGCAGCAGCGGCGGUGGGGGAAAUGCUGACGGCUGUCAAGACCACGGUAGCGGAGGUCCUUUUGCCCUUGAAAAGUGCAGCCUGUCACUGGUGAACCUAGAUGCAAGCGCCGGCGGAGGCGGCGGAGGCGGGGCUGCUGGCGGAGGAGCGCCGCGCGCUUCCAGCCGUACGACGUUGACCCUGUCAGACCUGAUAGGAUCCGCCGUACUGGACGAGCACAACGUGCAGUCCAAUGAGCUAUGGGAGGUUCUGGCGGCUUCAGGUGCACGGCCGGGGGUGCAUUGCACUCUGGUGCUCAUGGAGUUGUGCGACCUUGGCACUUUGCAGCAGCUCAUGCAACGACAUCCCCUCAGUGCCGUACGGUCUGCGGAACGAUCCAACGAUUUGCUUGCGCUUUUACGUACGGCACUGGAGAUUGCGCAGGGCAUGUGCCACCUGCAUUCCCUGGAUAUUGUACACGGAGACCUGAAACCGAGCGGCGGUUCCUCGCGGCUGUGGGAGCAGGACUUAAGAGGUUACACAGCCAAGGUGUCGGACUUUGGGCUGGCUGCGCAUCAGCCCGGCACCUCCGACUCAGGCCUGGAGGCGCCUGACGUGCACCAAACCGCCAACGGUCUGAGCGACCCUCGGUCGCUGUCUCGGGGCUGGGGCUCAUUGCCGUACAUGGCUCCAGAAGUCCCGGAUCGAGGCCCCUCCAAAAAGAGUGAUGUCUGGUCGUACGGCAUGUUGCUGUACUACAUGUGUUGCGGCAAGCCGCCGUACGCGUCGCAUGGCAAGCUACGCAGCGUGCAGCUCUUGCUGGGGAUCGUGCAUGGCACUCUGUCGCUAGACUGGCCGGAUGACACGUACCGUCUGCUGCGGCGCCUGUCGGAAACGUGCUGCCAGCGGGACCCCACAGCGCGACCUCCCUUCUCAAGAAUCGUACCUGCGCUGCAACGGCUAUUGCGCCACGUGCUGGAGUAUCCCGAGCCCGCUUCCGCACCGCGCCGCGCCGACCGGAGCCGCGGUGGCGGCGGCGGCGCUGCCGGCGGCGGCGGUACUGCCGGCGGUGGCAACAGCGGCAUGGGUUCGACAGGGACGGGUAGCCUCAGCCUGGGAUGUCUGGAUGCGAGCGGAGACGCACGCCAGGGAGGGGUCGGCGGGGGGGGCGGGGGCGCCAGUAACUGCAACAGCGGCGGCGGCGGCGGCGGCGCGGUGUGGUUGGGAGACACCCUGGAGCACGGCAGCAGUAGCGGUGACCCGGGAACCCCGCGGCGGGCGCGGAGGCUGCCACCGCUUACAGUCUCGGAGGCGGCGGAGUGCAAGGGGUUGCCGUCCCUCAGCCAUGUAUACAGCCGCUGCAUGGUGCUUCCCCAGGGGGUCAGAGGGCGACAUUUACUUGUAGGAUUGUCGGCUACGACUGCGACCGCUGCCGCCGCCGCCGCUGCCGCCGCGACCGCCGCCGCCGCGGUUGGGAUGGGGACGGCGGCGGCGGCAGCGGUGGAAGAGGGGAUGGAGGCGACGUUGGCGCCGCCGCCGCGGCUGCUGCCGUCGCCCUCGCCGCCGCAAGUUCGUUCCAUAACCCUGGACGCCUCGUCGGUUUGCGCCACGGAAUCCAGUUCUAUGGCGGACAGAUCGUCGUACACUUGUACGAAGAGCAAUUUUGCAGGGCUUGUUGAGAACUCUCAGGGAGUGGCGUUGAGGACUCCCGGCGGGGUUGCAGUUAUUGCUGCUGGUGGAAGUGUUGGCGGUCUACUCGGUGGUGCUUCCGCCCCCAUCAUUACUGUUGACGCGUCCUUUGAAUGCGGUUCACCAGCCAUCACAUCGCGAGCAGCUGGGCUGUAG